Linum trigynum is the source of this 1072-nucleotide messenger RNA. Lineage: Eukaryota; Viridiplantae; Streptophyta; Magnoliopsida; Malpighiales; Linaceae. The record is from the annotation of a GenBank genome assembly.
GGCAACUUAAUUAAAUACUAGCCACCUGAUGACGAUGAUUGGUACCGUAUUGCUAUCAUGCGUCAGCAUCUGGUUGGUUUCGACGUCGGCGGCGGAGGAAGAAGGCGUUUACAAGUGCAGCCCCGAUAAGAUAAAGAACGGGGACCCGAUCGCCGGCGCGAUUGCCCACCUUGCCCAGGAUCUGCUGAAUUCAGGCCCGACCCUCAAAACGGACCCGGGGAAAAUCUUCUGCUAUGAGAAUACAUACGAAGGUGAGAAAUCUUUUGCCACGGCUUAUGGUUCAGCGUCUUGUCAGUUCCACGACAGUCCCAAUUGCGCAGCUUGCCUUGAAGAUGCGCUGCAGGGGUUGUCCGUUAGCUGUCCCGAUAGAGUUGGGGCGCAAAUCACUCUCACCGACUGUUUCAUGAGGUUCGAGAACUAUAGAUACUGCGACUGAUGAUGGUUGCGGUUAAGUCUCAGUUGGGCAAUUCUCCGUUUUCUCUUGUGUGGUGGUGAUUUGCUUCUCUGUUCUGGUUGGAUGUGUGAUAUUAUGCAUGGAAGGUCUUGCAAUAAGCUUGGUUUGCUAAGGAGCAAGCAUGGAUGUGACUAGUCAAUGAUGAUAAGUUGUGGUGUUGUUUGUUAGUUGGAACUUUUGUAUUUCUUACUUGAAUGAUGGAUAGAAAUGAAAUAAAAUUUGGGUUCAUGUAUGAUAUCGGUAACAUGCUUAAUUAUAUGAAAUUAAGUCGUAUAUGCUGGAACGUGACUCACAAUAUAAUUUUCUCUUAUCUCCUUACACACAUACUCAUAUUUUCGUGACGAGAACAUAUACUCGGCUAAAGUUAGUAGUUGGCAUCAUGCUAAUCAUAAUGAGAUAAGAGGUAAGAUUACAUAAAGAAAAUUAGAAUUAACCGCUAAUUGUUUUUUUUAAAUAAAAUAUUUUUCUCUUUCUAAUUCUCUUUUCCAUGACUGAUGGUACUACAACUGCAACAUGAAUGACUACGAUUGCACUUGUAACUUUGACGAUAACUCCGACUCGACGACUCUAUCUCUAGCGUCUUACUAGUGCCACAACAACUAAACGAUGCACAGUCUC